Ilex paraguariensis (yerba mate) is the source of this 589-nucleotide messenger RNA. The record is from the annotation of a GenBank genome assembly. NCBI's taxonomy places the organism in Eukaryota, Viridiplantae, Streptophyta, Magnoliopsida, Aquifoliales, Aquifoliaceae.
AAAUUAAAGCACUUAGAAUUAAGCAAAAUGGGUGUCACAAUGAGAAUUCUAGUGGUGGUGUGCAUGGUGAUAUGUCUUUCUUCAGUUGCACAUGCAGCUCAGGGGACUGCCACUUACUAUACUCCCCCUUACGUUCCCUCUUCAUGCUAUGGGUACCAAAACAAUGGAGUCAUGAUCGCUGCCGCAAGCAAUGCCAUAUGGAACAAUAAGGCUGCAUGUGGGACAUUUUAUAGAGUCAGAUGCACUGGCUCUACAAACGUCGGUGUGCCGCAACCUUGCCGGGGUCAGAGCGUCGUAGUUAAAAUCGUAGAUUACUGCCCGUCGCCGGGUUGCCAAGGAACCAUCGACCUCUCUCAAGAAGCUUUCUCCAUGAUUGCUGACCCUAAUGCUGGAAAAAUCAAAAUCGAAUAUAACAAACUCUGAAUCCUAGUGCAAUGUGGAAGCUUUGAAAGAGCAAGAAGACAACGUAUAAAAAUAAGAAGCAUGGCAUGCGGAAUGCAUGUUUUUAUGAAUAAUUCCAAGCUGAUACUGAGACGACCUGUAAAAUGUAUCGCUUGAUGAAAUAAAAGAGACGUUUUCUAGCUUAUUA